GGUGGAGGGAGGGGAAGGGCCGCAGAAAUGUCAAACUGCUUCACUUGACGCAAGAUGGAUCCUCGCUGUUUGAUUUAUAGCAAACACAGUUUUGACAAGUCUUUGUAAUUAGUUGUCUACGGCUGUGUUUCACAGCCCUCGUAACAAAACAAUGGACUCUAACAUUAAGGAGAUAAUAGAAGAAUUCAUGGGAAGUCCGCUGGCACAGUGGGUUCAGCUGUUUGAGAAUAUGGUGGAGAGUGAGAAUGGAGUCCAGCUCUACAACCAGUACAUGCAAGUGAACUCAGUCUCCCAGGGUGCCCGGGACCAUUACAUGAGACUGACCAAUGGGAUUUUCCUCAACCAGGUCAUGAGGAUCAUAGAUCCAAACCCCAAGGUGGAACGGCUGUACGACAGUGACAGAGAUGACCACAUGCUGCGAGUCCAGAACUUCUCUAUUUUAAAUCGACACCUCAGAGCCUUCUACCAGGAAGACCUGCAGCAGCUAAUACUGAUGCCGCUCCCAAAUGUUGCCAUACUGGGGCAGGACCCCCUAACAGAGGCAGCUGUGGAAGAGCUUAGGCGACUGCUGCUGCUGUUACUGGGGUGUGCAGUGCAGUGUGAGAAGAAAGAAACGUUCAUUCAGCAGAUUCAGUCUCUGCACAUUGAGACCCAGGCAGCCAUCGCCAGCUGUAUUCAGCAGGUGACUCAGGAUCCUCGCGUGGUGCUGCCGCUUCAGUGGGACGAGCUGAUGGAGGCCGAAGGUGCAGACUUACAGCUUGUCUUUAGCUCCAUGGCCAAACAGAUCCAAAACUUGCUGGCACAGAGAGACUCACACCUGGAGAGGAUAGCUGAGCUGUGUCGGGAGCGGGAAGGCCAGGUUGAUCCAAUGACGGGGCCCCUGGGUGUCCACAAUGAAGAGCUGCCUCAAGGUCUCACGCUCCAGCUGGCAGACAGCAAGGCCAAGGUCCGCCGUCUCAAGCAACAACUGGACGAUAAAGGUGAUCAGAUAUUGGAUUACAUGCAGGAGAUUCAGACAAUGGAGGAUCAACUAAAGAAGCUUCAAAAAGAGAACCGCUCUCUGCAGGGUGAAGUGAGGGGCAUGCGAGCACUGCGGGAUGAACUGGACUGUGCCCGAGAGCGAGCUGCACGGACCGAGCAGCUCCAGACUGAGCUUCAGAGCUGUAAACACAGAUUGCGGAACCUGGAGCUCACACGCACUCAGCUCAAGGAGCAGCAGCAGCUGUGUGCAGCUCUACAGGAGACUAAAACCCUUCUGGAGGAACAGCUUGCAGAUGCACGGGCACGCUGCUCUUCACUACGGGAACUGGAGAGGGACAAUCUUCUAUUACGUCAGAGAAUUAUGGACGUGGAAGCGGAGCGGGACACCGAGAGGCAGCGGGUUGAUGAACUCUUGGAGAUGAACAUGAACCUCGAGGCGGACCUGAGGCACAGCAGCACCAGCAGUGAAGCGGUUGUUCCGAUUCACCAGCGAUUCCUCCAGUCAGAACUGAACUUUGAUGAAGAGCUGAGUGAAGUGAUUGAUCAAAAGCCACUGAGCGUGGAAGUGGAUGAAGCUUCGACGCUGAGGCUGCUGGGAGCCGAGCAAGAGAACGCAGAGCUGAGAAGACGAUUGGAAGAACUGCAGGCCCAACAAGAGGCUGAUUCUCCAGAUGCAAAGGAUGAGGUAAAGGAUGAGCUGGCCUGCCUGGAGACAGAGCAUCAAAACACACUCAGGGAGUUUCAAAACUUGAAGAAUGAAAAUGCCACUCUAAAGCAGCACCUGGAAAGACUGCUGAGUGAACUUCAACAGCUUGAUCCCAAGAGGAAGGAGAAAGAUGUCAAGAAGUCCAGUAGAAAGGAGGUGGAGGAAGAGAAGGUGGUAAGAGGAGUCCAGGGCUCUGAGUCCUGCAGGGGAGAGGGUGAAGGAAGGGUGAGGCUGAUAGAUAAGGGAGAGAAGAGAGAAGAAAUUAUUGGGACACAGCGGGAAGCAGGAGUGGGUGAGGAGGGCUUCCAUGUCCAUGGGGGAAAUAUAGAACCAUGUGAUGAAGAGAUCCAGAUCAAAAGGAGGGGAGAAGCAGAGGGAGGGCAGAGAGAAAGGGAGAAACAGGAGAAAGAAGGUGAACCAAAGAAAGACCAGACUGCAGUGACCACAAGUUCAGAGAUCCCAAAGCAUCCCAUAGAGGAUAAUACCGAAGACACAACUACACACCUGGCUGUGCUUUCCCUGUCUGGCCCUGAUGUGAAGCUCCUGAUAAACCAGCUCCAUGAUGUUCAGGAGGAGGCUGAACGACAGGCGACGCUGGCGCAGGACCUGCGUUCAAAGCUGGGAGAGCAAAGCAGGAAAACAUGGGAGGCUGAGCAGAAGCUGGUGCUUGUGGAGGCUGAGCUGCAGCGCCUGAAGAAAGCAGCAGAGAAUCUGCUGGAGGCUCGAAGGCAGAUAGAGGUUUUUCAGUCUGAGGGCCUGGCCAUGGAGGAGGAGCUAUGUCGCCUGCGGAGCCAAGUUGAGCUUCACAGGAUGCAGACAACGGUCAUCACCACGCUGGAAGGAGAGCGGGCUGCACUAGAGAGAGACAGGGACACACUGCGCAGCACGGUAGACACCCUGCGCGCUGCCCAGCGCAAGAGUGACCAGUUAGAGCUCACCACCCAGACUCUCAGAGCAGAACUGGAACGUCUGGGGCGCAGUUUGGAGACUUCCCGUCAUCGGGAAGAGCAGCUGGAAGCAGAGCUGCGUGAAGCCACCCUGGAGGCUGAAUCGCUGUGCAGGGCACGAGACCAGGCACUGCUGGAGGCUUCACGGCUGGAGCAGGAGAAAGAGGCGUGCCAGUCGGAGCUGGACGGCCAACGAAAGGAGGGGCGGCAGAGAGAGAGGGAGGCAACAAGGCUCAGGCAGCAGCUGGAGAGUACAACCUUGGCCCUGGAGCACAGCAACCAGAGAGCUUGUGCUCUGGAUGCUGAACACAGACGUGUGUGUCAGCAGCUGUCUGAGUCCAAGGAUCUCUGUACUCAGCUGCAGCACCUGGAGAAAAAUCUCAGCACUCGAUUAAGCUUCAUGGAGGAAAGUAAACAGCAGCUGCAGGAUCAGUAUGCAGAGGCUAAGGCCAAGAUUAGCUCACUGUCCCAGGAUCUAUCAAAUGAGCAGGCCUGCUCUCAAAAGCUGGCCACUGAAGUUGAGCAACUGGGCCAGAAGCUUCAAAGAUCUGACGAUGAACUCAAAGCAGCCACAGAUUCUCUUAACCACUCUCAGUCUCAAAUCGAGAAGCUCUCGCAGAGUCUAAAGAAAAGUGAAUCUCUUCUUCAUUUAGAGAAGAGGAGAGGAAGUGAGGAGGUGAAAGCUAAGUCUAAUUCAAAUUCAGAAUUGUCCCAUGCACAGAAGCCAUCACGUCUGGAUCAAAGUCCUGAAACUGGCAAAGACUGUGCCCUUUCCGUGACUUAUCAUCAUACUAUAGGAGAGACAGAGAGGCUGCUGAGUGAGAGGGUGAUCGAGCUGGAGAAAGAGAGAGCAGUGGCUGUUGCAGGACAGGAGGCUUUGAUGAUGCGGUUGUCUCAGUCCCAGGAGGCUUGUGAGCACCUAAAGGAGCAGCUGGAGGCUCUUCGUCGACACUCCCUCAGCCUGCAGGACUCCUGCACCAGUCUGCAAACCCUGAACACCCAGCUUCAGGUGGAGCAAGCAUCACUAACCUCCCAGCAAGCAGCAUUGGUGGCACGCUGCAGCGAAAGUGAGGCCCGGUGUGCUGCCCUGGAGGCUGAAUCCAAGGUGUGGGCACGGGAACGCGAGGAAUCAGUGGCCAGGAUGGAGGCUCUGAGGCGAGACCAUGAGCGGAUGACAGCUUUGCAGCAGCAGCAGGAGGUUGAGCUGGAAGAGCUGCUGGACAAACAUUCUCAACUGAGGAGCAACAACCGCAGCCUGGAGGCUCAGCACAGGGAGCUGGAGGGCAGGUACAAGGAGCUGCUGGAUAGUAAAACCCAGCUGGAAGAGAAAGAGCGAGAGAUUAAAGUGGAGAGAGAGAAGAUGGAGACAGAGGCCCUGAGGAGGUUGGAGAGGGAACAAGAGCUAGAGAGGCUGAAGGAAGACUAUGAGAGGCUGCAGGCCCAGCAGAAGGAGUGGCUGGCGUCCCAGGCGGAGUUGCUGGCUCAGGGCUCAGUGCUUAAGUUGGAACUAAGUGCCUCCCAGUUGGAGAGAACUCGAGUGGAGGGGGAGCUGAGCGCCCUGAGAGAAACCAACCAGAGUCUAGACCUCAGCAACGCUCGGCUCACCAGCCAGUACCAGCUCUUGAGCCAGCUGAAGGGAAAUAUGGAAGAGGAAAAUCGGCACUUAGCAGAGCAGAAUCAGGCUCUUCUGAAGGAGAACCGGGCCUUGCUGGAGCAAAGUUUGGAGCGCCGUGACCAGCACUAUUCACAGCAAAGAGAGUACCAGGAGAAGCUGAGCGAGCUCCGGCGAGAGAAGCAGAAGUUGGUGGAGAAGAUUAUGGAUCAAUACAGAGUCCUCGAGCCCAGCAUGCAGUCUCCAGCCAGCAAGGCCAAAAAAUCUAACUGGAUUGCAGACAGAAUGAAGAAGCUAAUCAAACCCAAAGGAGGAGGAAGAGAGGGGCGCGCCAUCUUCACUGCCGCAGGCAGCGUGGAAAACCUGGCUGACGGCGCUGAAUUUACAUCAGACACGCACACACCUAACCCUGACCCCCGCAGUGCUCCAGUCUCUCCUUCUCCCCUGAGAAAAGCUCCAUCUCACACUGAGCAGGACAUUUCCAUUCCCGGGACUCCCGCCAUGCGCUCUGGCUCCGGGGGCCGUCGCAAGCUAGGCUCCCGACAUGGAUGGGGGCUUGGUUUGGCCAGAGGAGGGUCUGGAGUGUCCCAAUCUUUUAGUCCCGGCGACCAGAAGACACAUCCCCGCCAGCGUCUCCGCUCCAGCCAAAACACCACAGCUGUCGUCUGGGAAGGUGCAGAAAGUAAGACGAAUGCGCCUCAGGAUGCUGAUGCAUCGCUGGCCAGUCAGGAGAGUGUUGAGGAGGAUGAAAAGAGAGACAAUCAACACUCCAGUGAUGACAGCACGACAAUCCAAAGCACAACCAUCGACUCGCCUCAGCCGCACUGAAAAUAAGCCCCACUGAACUGGUUUGAGGCAUAUGUGCUUUUCUGAAAAUUUUAAAUAUAACAUCCUUGUAGCAUUUUUUUUAAAUAUUUUAAAUAAAUAAAUUCUUAAAUAAGAUGAAAUUGUGAAGGAAUUAAUCAUUUCCAUAACUGAUAAUUAGCACACUUUACUAACAUCCUCUAUCAGUCAACAUGAGCUUGAAAACGGUCUUUUGACAGAGCUAAUGUACUGUCAGAAAGUCAUCUGUUCCCCAUUAACAUUCAACAGGUUUCUCCUUUGUGCAUGCUUCGUGUCUCAAAAAGAUUCUUAAAAUUUGUCCUGGUAGUGAAAACGGCAUGUAAAAGAGAAAACAUGAGAUGAGAUUUGAAGGUUAAGAUAAGACUUUAUGUUAUAGCUCGAAACAAGAACAAGAUCAUUUAAUUAAAAAAUUAUUUAAAAAAUACAAAUCUAGUAAUAAAUAUGACAAAAUAUAUUUAAAAUAAACUCAAGACAAUUAAAAGCAUUUAGAAUUCAUCUUGCAUCCUGUCUCUUCUCUGAACUAUCUCCAGUCAGUAAAAGUUAGUCUGAUGUUGACUCUUGUCUUGUCUCUUUCUUUUCCUCGCUUCCUCUGUUAACGCCCUCUUGUUUUUCUUUGCUGAAUCAGCUGUGGUGCGUGUCCUAAACAGCCAGUGUUGAUAUCCAGUUGGCAUGUGACAUGAUAUCAUGAAGCAAAACGCAGCUGCCACGUGAUGGCUCAGGCCAAAAAAAAAAAAAGAAAAAGAAAAAAAAGUGCAGCUUUUCAGCCUAAGGACGUUGUAGGG
This is a messenger RNA of Melanotaenia boesemani (Boeseman's rainbowfish), 5871 nucleotides long. RefSeq names its product coiled-coil domain containing 88B (gene ccdc88b). Gene Ontology annotation, cellular component: centrosome; cytoplasm. The coding region runs from base 152 to 5074 and encodes 1640 amino acids. Gene Ontology annotation, molecular function: dynein light intermediate chain binding; microtubule binding. The record is from RefSeq and is a predicted model, not a curated record. The transcript is spliced from 28 exons. Gene Ontology annotation, biological process: cytoplasmic microtubule organization; cytoskeleton-dependent intracellular transport. NCBI's taxonomy places the organism in Eukaryota, Metazoa, Chordata, Actinopteri, Atheriniformes, Melanotaeniidae.